Cygnus atratus (black swan) is the source of this 3659-nucleotide messenger RNA. It is a transcript of the gene PIWIL1, whose product is annotated as piwi like RNA-mediated gene silencing 1. Gene Ontology annotation, cellular component: P granule. The record is from RefSeq and is a predicted model, not a curated record. The transcript is spliced from 20 exons. Gene Ontology annotation, biological process: regulatory ncRNA-mediated gene silencing. Bases 1 to 2604 code for a protein of 867 amino acids. Gene Ontology annotation, molecular function: piRNA binding; protein binding. NCBI's taxonomy places the organism in Eukaryota, Metazoa, Chordata, Aves, Anseriformes, Anatidae.
AUGACAGGAAGAGCUAGAGCCAGAGCCAGAGGGAGGCCUCCAGGACAGGAGACUGCUGUUCCUUCUGUAGGAGCUGCGUCUGCUCAACAGUCUUUUUCAAGUCAUCCAUCUGGUCAUCGGCAACCUCAACAGCCAAGCGUUCUGCCAACACUGUCAGAAGAAUUCGGUGGCCGUGGACGACAGAGAGGCCCUCAGAGUGUUCCAAAGCCUCCAGGAUUACAGAUUUCAGCCGGAUUUCAGGAGUUGUCUUUAGCAGAUAGGGGUGGACGUCGUCGGGAUUUCCAUGACCUAGGGGUGAAUACUCGGCAAGCCAUAGAACAUGUUCGAGAAUCAAAAACUGGUUCUUCAGGUAUUAUGAUAAAAUUAAUUGCAAAUUACUUUCGUCUGACAUCUCGACCCCAAUGGGCUUUGUAUCAGUACCAUAUUGGCUAUAAUCCUGAGAUGGAAGCACGCCGUCUUCGAUCAGCUUUGCUCUUUCAGCAUGAAGAGCUAAUUGGAAAGACACAUGCGUUUGAUGGAUCAAUAUUAUUCUUGCCAAAAAAACUAGGGAAUAAGGUUACUGAAGUGUUUAGUAAGACUCGAAAUGGAGAAGAUGUGAAGAUCACAAUCACACUGACUAAUGAAUUGCCACCUAGUUCACCUACAUGCCUGCAGUUUUAUAACAUCAUUUUUAGAAGGCUUUUGAAGAUGAUGAAUUUGCAGCAGAUUGGACGUAACUAUUACAACCCCAAUGACCCAGUCAGCAUCCCUAAUCACAGGUUGAUGGUUUGGCCAGGCUUCACAAGUUCUAUUCUCCAGUAUGAGGAAAGCAUUAUGUUAUGUGCAGAUGUGAGCCAUAAGAUUCUUCGCAGUGAAACGGUGUUGGAUUUUAUGUACAGUCUCUAUUACCAGGUUGAAGAGCAAAGAUUUAGAGAUGCCUGCGCUAAAGAACUGAUAGGUCUAAUUAUUCUUACAAAGUACAACAACAGAACAUACAGAGUUGAUGACAUUGACUGGGAUGCCAAUCCACAGUGUACUUUUAGACGAGCAGAUGGCUCUGAGAUCAGCUAUGUAGACUACUACAAAAGGCAAUAUAAUCAAGAAAUUACUGACUUGAACCAGCCUGUCUUGAUCAGUCAGUCUCGGAGGAAGAGAGGAAGCAUGAUAUCAGGACCUGUGGUUCUAAUUCCAGAGCUGUGCUACUUAACAGGAUUGACUGAGAAGAUGCGGAAUGAUUUUAACAUGAUGAAAGACUUGGCCAUUCAUACACGACUGCCACCUGAGCGAAGGCAAUGUGAAAUUGGAAGACUUAUUGACUACAUCCAAAAAGAUGAUGGUGUUCAGAAGGAACUCCGGGACUGGGGUUUAAGCUUUGAUUCUAACUUGCUAUCCUUUACGGGAAGAGUUGUUCAAUCGGAAAAGAUCCUUCAAGCAGGAAAUGUGUUUGAUUACAAUCCUCAGUUUGCUGAUUGGUCAAGGGAAACUAGGGUAGCUCCCUUAAUCAGCGCAAAGCCUCUGGACAACUGGUUAUUAAUAUACACACGGCGCAACUAUGAUACUGCGAAUACAUUACUUCAGAAUCUGUUUAAAGUCACACCAUCUAUGGGAAUCAGAAUGAACAAGGCAACCAUGAUUGAAGUGGAUGAUAGAACAGAAGCUUACUUACGGGUUUUACAGCAAAGUAUCACUCCUGACACAAACAUAGCAGUUUGUAUUUUGUCUAGUUCCCGAAAGGAUAAGUAUGAUGCUAUAAAGAAAUACCUCUGUACGGAUUGUCCCAUUCCAAGUCAAUGUGUGAUUGCUCGCACUUUAAGCAAGCCUCAGACUACUCUGGCCAUAGCGACAAAGAUUGCCUUGCAAAUGAACUGUAAAAUGGGUGGAGAACUUUGGAGUGUUGAGAUCCCACUGAAACAGGUAAUGGUUGUGGGAAUUGAUUGUUACCAUGACACUUUAGCUGGGAAGCAGUCAAUUGCAGGAUUUGUCGCUAGCCUGAAUCAAACAAUGACACGGUGGUUCUCACGCUGUGUUGUUCAAAGUCGUGGGCAAGAACUUGUGGAUGGUCUCAAAGCUUGCUUGCAAACUGCUCUAAGAGAUUGGUUCAAGUGGAAUAAGUAUUUGCCCUCUCGUAUUAUUGUGUAUCGGGAUGGUGUAGGAGAUGGACAACUACAUACUUUGGUUAAUUACGAAGUGCCUCAAUUUCUGGAUUGCUUAAAGACUGUUGGCAAAGACUACAAUCCAAAACUUACUGUGAUAGUUGUGAAGAAACGAGUGAAUACCAGAUUCUUUGCACAGUCUGGUGGAGGACUUAAAAACCCACCCCCUGGUACUGUUGUUGAUGUUGAGGUUACCAGACCAGAAUGGUACGAUUUCUUUAUUGUGAGUCAGGCAGUGAGAAAUGGCUGUGUUGCACCCACUCAUUAUAAUGUGAUAUAUGACACUAGCAAACUGAAACCAGAUCAUGUGCAACGUUUAACCUACAAACUUUGCCACAUGUACUAUAACUGGUCGGGUGUUAUCAGAGUACCUGCUCCUUGCCAGUAUGCCCAUAAACUGGCUUUCCUUGUAGGUCAGAGUAUUCACAGAGAACCAAACCUGUUGCUUUCAGACAGACUUUAUUAUCUUUGAAGUUGAGAUAUCAGCUAAAAAACAAAGUGCAGUUCCUUUCUAGAGAAUAUACAAUUGUAUGAAUUUUUGUGGUUUUGUUGUUUUUAUUUUUUCUUUGAGACACGUGGGGUGAUGAGUAUGUGCAGUUGUGGAACUUCAUCUUCAUUGUAGCAGGAAAAAGGUUGAGGUAGCAGAUCUGCAUUUUGAAUAAAAAACACAAUUUUCAAUAUUUGUUGACUGAGGUGUUUUUGGGAUUCUUCUCAAAAUAUUAUCAGUACUUAAUUUUAUUUAUGGUUUUGGUGAAGUUUGCUACGGAAUUAUUCUUAGCUUACAAGAUACAUAGUUAUGCUGACCAAAAUCCAAGCUUCUUCAGUUAGCACAUUAAUCUUCUAAUUUCAAAAAUGUGAUUGUUGUUCCCUUGCUUUCUUGGCUGUUAAAAUAAGAGCAAAACUAUCUAUCUUUUAACUAUUUCAUAUCAUCCACCUCUUAAAAAGAGAAAUUGUUUUGCUGUUUUUGGUUAUUGAGACAUUAAAAUUGCAAAGUGCUGCAAAAAAAAAACUAUGGAUGGGUUUUUAAUGCUUGCCCUUGUAAGUGAAUCACAGAGAAAUCAGAAACUGUCUUGUGCUCAUGUGUCUGCCUAAGAAUAGAGGGAAAUGAAGUAGGAUUUCUCAAACUGGCAUAGCUAAGGAGGGAGCUCUGAGUAUACCAAAGCUUUGGGAAAUGUCGGAUGCAAAAUUACUUUUGUAUCUUACUACAACUCUAGAACACCUUUAUUAUCGAUGACUACAGGAUUCACUCUACAAAAGGAUGGAUUUCACUAUCUUGAAUGAUCUUAUGUGGGCUUGGUGGCUUAGCACAGACUAUUUUAUUGAUAUACUUUUACGUAGUCGUGCAACUUCAUGUUAACUGCAGAGUGAAUAAAAGAUUGUUAUAGACAACUGCAGAUUUUAACUGGAAUGAACUAAGUUUUGUGGUUAACAUUGUUCGUUUUUCUCAUUUAGCAAGCAUUCAGUUCAUUUCCAGUGAAGAUAUCAGUGUCUAUGUCAGCACUGACUUGCGUUUAAAAAAUAAAAAUA